AGAGGGCGAGCACCGCAGACGGACGGAUUUCUUUUUUCUUUAUUUUUUCCUCCCCAGCAUCCGCCCCGUCGGGGCUAAGCUGCUUGGAAGGUCACGGCCGAGGCAUCGCUUGGGGUCAAGGGGGAAAAGGGCAGCGCCACUGCCUCUCCCGCUCCGGAGCGGCACAUUGUUGCAACUGGAAGCGAGAAGACUGCCAAGCUUCCUCGGAGGAGUGAAGCGAGAGGCGGGGAAAGAAGCGCCGGAGACAAAGGGGAAGCAACUCUCCGAGCCCUGCACUCCCCGCCUGGCUGUUCCUUCUGCGAUCGCUGUCCCGAGCAGCGCUGCCUUUGCGCACCGCCGCGGGGGAUCCGUAGGAUCGAGCGCGCGGCUGGAGGCUGCGGGGUAGCCCAGGCAGCGGGGUAGCUGCUGCGAGCCACCUCGGGGGGCCCGGCUCGUGCGCGCUCCGAGAGGCCUGCAGCGGCUGAAGCAGGCAGGCGGAUCCGGCGAUUCUUGCUCUCGCCUCGCCCUGUCAUUGAUGGGAAAUCAACUGGAUCGCAUCACGCACCUGAAUUACAGCGAGCUGCCGACCGGGGACCCCUCUGGCAUCGAGAAGGACGAGCUGCGCGUCGGGGUGGCUUACUUCUUCUCGGAUGAGGAAGAGGACCUGGACGAGCGAGGAGGGCAGCCGGACAAGUACAGCGUGAAAGGCUCCAGCAGCCCCGUCCAAGAGACCCCCACCCACCACCAUCAUCCCCACCACCACCAUCACCACCACCACCCUCCGCAGCUGGUGCUGAGCGAGACCCAGUUCUCCGCCUUCCGCGGCCAGGAAUGCAUCUUCUCCAAGGUGAGCGGAGACCCCCAGGCUGGGGAUUUGAGCGUCUACCCGGUGGCGGCCCUGCCUGCCUUGUGCAAGCCGGGCGACCUGCUGGAGCUGCUGUACCUGGGGCCGUCCGACCACCCUCCUCCUCCGCCACACUGGGCAGUCUAUGUGGGCAGCGGGCAGAUCAUCCACUUGCACCAGGGCCAGAUUCGCCAGGACAGCUUGUACGAGGCGGCCGCUGGCAACGUGGGCCGGGUGGUGAGUAGCUGGUACCGCUACCGCCCCUUGGUGGCGGAGCUGGUGGUGCAGAACGCCUGCGGCCACCUGGGCUUAAAGAGCCACGAGAUCUGCUGGACGAACUCGGAGAGCUUCGCCGCCUGGUGCCGCUUCGGCAAACGGGAGUUCAAAGCCGGCGGCGAGCUCCAGCCGCCCUCGGGCUCCCAGCCCCGGGAGCAGCAGUACUAUCUCAAGAUCCACCUGGCCGACAACCAGGUGCACACGUUGCGCUUCCAGAGCCUCGAGGACCUAAUCAGGGAGAAGCGCAGGAUCGACGCCAGCGGCAAACUGAGAGUGAUCAAAGAGCUGGCCAUCGUGGAUGGCAAAGAGUGAAAAGGGGGCGCCUGGGUGGGUGGGGGUCACAGCAGGGAGAGGCCAGCUUUGGUCCGGCCGGCGUGCCCCACCCGGACUCGUCCCCCCGCCACGUGGGUGGCCGCCCUCUUUCUCUCUCGCUCUCCCCCGCCCCACUUUCCCUUUCCGUUCUGUUCCAUCGAGGGGAAAAACCAUGGCAACAUUCCAAGCGAAACCAGCGCCGCUCCUCCUCUCAUUGGCCAGUGCUCGGUUCGCCUCCGACUAACACGAUCACACUAGUGAUAUCUAUCGAAGACGAGGAUGCGGGCGGCGGAAAAGCGGGCGGGGGGGUGGGAGGGAGGAGCGAUGCAGUUAGCAAAAGUAUGCGGACAAAGUCACUCCUGGCUAUCGAUGUUGAUCGUAGCUCCCAGCGUGCUUAAUAAAAUUUCAAAUUGAUUUUUCUCCCCCUUUUUUAAAAAAAGCGUUCAUGACUUUAAUCCAUAAGAAGAGUGGCUGAGAUUUUUUAUAUAUAUACUUAUUUUAUUAUUGAUAAGCAAAUCCUUGGUUAUCUUAGCUGAUUUCUUAGGGUUUGAUGGUUGACUCAAGGUGUGUGUGUGGUUUUUCCCUCCAAGGUGAUUUAACAGCGGUUCUGGGCAUGGUGCGUUUACUCAGGAGUAAACCCCCAUUGAGCUCACUGGGAUUUGCUCUGAAGUGUGCAUAGUCUCAUUGAACACAGUGGGACUUACUUCUGAGUAAGCAUAUGCAAAUAUGCACUGUAUGGCUGUCAUCCUAUGCUCAAAUCAUCUUUGACUAAGCCCGGGUUCAAACUCAGUGGGACUUUCUAUUUAACCUUUGUUCAACCCUCUUUAACACCAUCAACCACCCUAUAGUUACUGGUGUUUUGCUUUUAAAGGGGGGGCAGGUAAUUCUACCCUUCCUUUCCUGCUUUUAGUGGAUGCUCAUGGGUGAAGUAGAGAUUCUAAUUUGUGUUAAUGACUGUGAGAGUACAGAGCCAAGUGGUGGUAUUUACUCCAGUUUAAUUAGUAUGAUCUUCAAGGGUGUCAUUCUGUGUCGGAUUAUUGGACCAAGCAGGGAAGGAGCGAGGGUGGAGUUUCAUGCUGAACGCUGUAGUUCUUCCUUGGUGGCCAGCCAUACAACCAGUGCUACAAUUACAGGGAAGGAAGAGGAGCAGAGAGAAACCAGCUCAAUGUCUUUACCUUUUUAGGAUCCACCCCAUUCCACUUACUGGUUUGAAGAGGCUGUGGGAGGAUGCUUUAAUGAAAAAUGAGGCUAUUAUUGUUUCUUUAUUGCCCACAAGGAGCUCAAAGUGUGAGCGAUUCCCUCCCUCCUCCAUUAACCUCCACAACGACUCUGAGAUUGGUUAGGCUGAGAGACAGUGACUGGCCCAAGGUCAUCUAGUGAGUGGGGAUUUGAACCCUGUUCUCCCAGAUCCCAGUCCAAUGCUCUGGCCAGUGCACCACACUGGCUCUCAAUGGUCUGCCUUCAGGAAUGGAGACAAGGUGUCUCAGAAUACCAGAUGCUGGUAACUGUAAGUUGAGAGGGCGCUACUGUGGUCAUGUUGACAUCCCAUAUGCUUCUGACUGGCCAUUGUAAGAACAGAUAUCUGGAUUAGAUGAGCUUUUGGCUCAAUCCAGUGGGGUCAUUUUUAUGUUCUGAUUCAGGGAGUCUAAAGGGUUUUUAUAUUGAGGCCCUUGCAUGCCUUCCCCCUCUCCAACAGGGAUAGCCAAUGUCAUGCUUUCCAGAUGUGGUUAGGUUAGAACUCUUAGCAAACUUGACCACUGGUCAUGGCUGAUGGGAGCCCAGCAACUACGGGAUGGAAAGAGCCUGCAGGUAAUCUAGUUUUAACCAUCACCCACAGUUUCAAUAGAAGCAAAGUUCACAGUGCAAUCCUAGACAUGUCUACUAGAAGGAAGCCCCAAUGGGACUUGCUCCUAGGUAAGUGUGCAUAGGAUUUGAGCCUUGGAUUGGUACCCUAAAAGAGAGAUCCCAUAAUCAAGUGAGAAAUGAAAUAAAGUGGCAUAGAUUUGGGCAAGGGAACAAAGUUUCCACAGAUGUUUAGAGUACACACUGUAGGGUGUUUGUGUGUGACUUUUUAAAACAAAGAUGCACCCAGGGCCUUAAACUGCAACUGGUUUUGUGAUGACAGGAUUGUGCGUAAAUGUUGAUGCCUCCCUCUCAUUGAAAGUGAGGGUGUUAAAAUACUUUUGGCAAGCCUAUGUGCCCUUUCCUGUGACUAAGCCCCAUUGAACACAGUGGGGCCACUGAAUCAACAUGCCUAGGACUGCAAUGCACGGUUGCAGUCCCUCUCCACAAUUAGUUAGUUACCUGUGCGAAUAAUCCUGCAGAUCUGCUUCUGCAGUGUUCCCUGUACACUAAUGCUGCCCUCUGCAAUACUUAGCACUGACCUUUUUCUGUUGAGUGUCAGGAGUUGGGAGCUGGUGACUUGUCUGCUUUUCUGGAGGCCAGAUCCAUUCUCGAAAGAAAAAUAUGUACUGUAGUACUUGAUGCACAUUGCUCCAAGUGGGAGAACUUCCACGAUUUCUGCUGGUUAGUCCUCUGCCUUCGGUUAGCCUACUAUGCUUAAGGGGUUUGUGGACCUAUGCAGCUUUGAUCUCCUGCAUAUUACCCAGCCGUUGUACAACUACAGUACUAGCACUGUGUGUUGCUAUAUUCUUCUCUGCCUCCACAAGAAUACUCUACAGGGAGGCAGAGGGAGGUGAGUACAUUUCAGACAAUAGCUGUUCAUUAUUUAUAGUUCCACGUUGACAAAGCUGUAAAUAGAUUGGGGCUGAGUUUGCUCAAAAGUCAAACCCAAUGUAUACAAACCUGAUUUGGUUACAUUUAUAAGGCUGGGAAAUGUAUCCCAACACUAGAGGGAAAGCUUAUUCAUUUGUUUCCCUGUCAAAUCCUUAUUACGGUUUGUUUAGCAUUACACUUUGGUGCGGACAAGGAAGCCGGGAACGUAAAGAUAAUAAAAUAUUCUGCAAUCCAGUGUCCCAUACAUUCCAAAUGUAUUCAGUACCAACCUGCAUAUUUUGUAGGGAUAAAAUCUAUUGUGCAUGA
Messenger RNA from Podarcis muralis (Common wall lizard), 4453 nucleotides. It is a transcript of the gene LRATD1, whose product is annotated as LRAT domain containing 1. Gene Ontology annotation, biological process: cell morphogenesis; cell motility. The record is from RefSeq and is a predicted model, not a curated record. Lineage: Eukaryota; Metazoa; Chordata; Lepidosauria; Squamata; Lacertidae.